This is a messenger RNA of Nanorana parkeri, 2570 nucleotides long. It is a transcript of the gene PFKL, whose product is annotated as phosphofructokinase, liver type. Gene Ontology annotation, molecular function: monosaccharide binding; ATP binding; fructose-6-phosphate binding. Gene Ontology annotation, cellular component: membrane; cytoplasm; 6-phosphofructokinase complex. The transcript is spliced from 22 exons. Lineage: Eukaryota; Metazoa; Chordata; Amphibia; Anura; Dicroglossidae. Bases 60 to 2402 code for a protein of 780 amino acids. The record is from RefSeq and is a predicted model, not a curated record. Gene Ontology annotation, biological process: fructose 6-phosphate metabolic process; fructose 1,6-bisphosphate metabolic process; canonical glycolysis.
CACACAGACCGGGGCGAUCUCCGCUCAUAGCUCUGUAUUGGGGGGAGAGAAGAAGAGAAAUGUCUGCACCGGACAUGGAGAGUCUCCGCAUGUCGGGGUCGGGGAAGGCCAUCGCUGUGCUGACCAGCGGGGGAGAUGCACAAGGAAUGAAUGCUGCAGUUCGUGCUGUUACUCGAAUGGGUAUUUAUGUUGGCGCUAAAGUUUUUCAUGUACAUGAGGGUUAUGAAGGAUUGGUUGAAGGAGGCGAUUGUAUCAAACCAGCAAACUGGCUAAGUGUAUCAAAUAUAAUCCAGGUGGGUGGAACCAUUAUUGGCAGUGCCAGAUGCAAAGCGUUUACCACUCACGAAGGUCGUCUGGCGGCAGCCUAUAACCUUGUGGAGCAUGGCAUUACAAACUUGUGUGUCAUUGGCGGUGAUGGCAGUUUAACAGGGGCAAAUAUUUUUCGAAAGGAGUGGAGUGGUCUGCUUGAGGAACUUGUUAAAGAAGAAAAAAUAACUGAAGAUGUUGCUGCUAAGUAUUCUCAUUUGAAUAUUGUUGGUCUUGUUGGCUCAAUUGACAAUGACUUCUGUGGUACAGAUAUGACCAUUGGAACCGAUUCAGCAUUGCACAGAAUUAUGGAAGUAAUUGAUGCAAUCACUACUACUGCUCAAAGCCAUCAACGGACAUUUGUGCUAGAAGUGAUGGGACGGCAUUGUGGGUAUCUAGCCUUAGUAUCUGCAUUGGCAUCUGGAGCCGACUGGCUUUUCAUUCCAGAGUGUCCUCCUGAUGAUGGAUGGGAGGAUGUCAUGUGUUCUAGACUUGGAGAGACUCGAAGUCGAGGUUCAAGGUUAAAUAUAGUUAUCAUUGCAGAAGGAGCUAUUGAUCGCAGUGGGAAACCGAUUACCUCUAAUUUUGUAAAAAAUCUGGUUGUAGAGCGCCUCGGAUUUGAUACCAGAAUCACAGUUCUCGGACAUGUACAACGUGGAGGAACUCCAUCAGCAUUUGAUCGUGUCUUGAGCAGUAAAAUGGGUAUGGAAGCAGUUAUUGCAUUGAUGGAAGCAACACCUAAAACACCAGCCUGUGUCGUAAGCCUAUCUGGUAACCAGUCUGUACGACUACCAUUGAUGGAGUGUGUACAAGUGACAAAGGAUGUACAAAAAGCUAUGGAGGAGAAGAAAUUUGAUGAAGCAAUUCAGUUAAGGGGAAGGAGCUUUGAAAGUAACUGGAACAUUUACAAGCUUCUUGCACACCGAAAAUCAUCAGAAGAGAAGAGUAACUUUUGUAUGGCAAUUCUGAAUGUUGGCGCACCAGCCGCAGGCAUGAAUGCAGCUGUUCGGUCCGCUGUAAGAAUUGGAAUUUCUCAAGGUCACAAAGUCUUCAUGGUGUCUGAUGGGUUUGAAGGGCUUUCGACUGGACAGGUUACAGAAGUUGACUGGCAUGAUGUUGCUGGAUGGUUAGGACGUGGUGGUUCAAUGCUAGGAACAAAAAGAACAAUUCCAAAGACCUGUUUACCCAAGAUUGUAGAAAACAUUAGAAAAUAUAACAUCCAGGCUCUUUUGGUUAUUGGAGGGUUUGAGGCAUAUGAAGGAGUGUUACAGCUUGUUGAGGCACGGGAACAAUAUGAGGAACUUUGUAUAAUUAUGUGUGUCAUUCCUGCAACUAUCAGCAACAAUGUUCCUGGCACUGACUUUAGUAUUGGCUCAGAUACAGCUGUCAAUGCAGCCAUGGAGAGCUGUGACCGCAUUAAACAAUCUGCUUCUGGAACAAAGAGGCGUGUGUUCAUUGUAGAAACUAUGGGUGGAUAUUGUGGCUACCUUGCUACAGUUACAGGAAUAGCUGUUGGUGCUGAUGCUGCUUAUGUGUAUGAGGAUAAGUUUAACAUCCAUGAUCUUAAGUCAAAUGUGGACCACUUGACUGACAAAAUGAAGACUGAUAUUCAAAGAGGGCUUGUGCUGAGGAAUGAAAAAUGCCAUGACUACUACACCACAGAAUUUCUGUAUAAUCUCUACUCAGCUGAAGGAAAGGGGAUUUUUGACUGUCGAACCAAUGUGCUUGGACACCUACAGCAAGGUGGUUCGCCUACCCCUUUUGAUCGCAAUUAUGGAACAAAACUUGGAGUCAAGGCUGUACUAUGGAUUUCUGAAAAACUAAGAGAUUCUUAUCGCAGAGGUCGUAUAUUUGCUAAUUCCCCGGAUACUGCUUGUGUAAUUGGUCUCAACAAGAAAGUUGUCGCCUUCACAUCUGUAUGUGACUUAAAAAAAGUUACCGAUUUUGAACACAGAAUGCCAAAGGAACAGUGGUGGCUGAAAUUGCGCUUGAUGCUGAAGAUGCUAGCGAACUACCAAAUCAGCCUAACAGAAUAUGUUGCAGGAAAGAUUGAACAUGUUACACGCAGGACUCUAAGCAUAGAAAAGGGCUUUUAAUACACCAUUAAUAGGGAUUUCUGUUCAUCUUCAGCAACAUCGAUAUUUUAAGAAUUCAACACGAAAUAAAACGUGUAUCUCUGUAACAUUGGAAACCAUAAUUUGACAAAUUGUGAAGAAAGUGUGCGAGGUUGCCGUGUUCUAGGUACUUUAUCCAUAUACACAACA